CUUUUACUCAUUUUUGUUCGGAGGACCAUCGGCCACCAGCUGCAGCCGAGGAGAGAGUGAAGAGAGGAGGAAUACAGACAGUGUCCCGUCCCGAGGAAAACAGCUCUGACCUGGACUAAACUAAAACGCUUCCGUGUGUUUCGACAGGUUUGCUCUUUCGUUAGUGGGAGGCAAGGAUGGCAAUGCAGAUGGGUGAGCCUGACAGCGGCAUGGUGAAGGUGACAGAGUGGCAGCAGACGAUGUAUGGCCCAGACUCGGGCAUCCAAUCCGGAGCCACCACAGUCAGAGACGAUGACAGCGAGUACACCACCUCCAAGCACUACACCAUGACCACCACUGUCACAACAGAAGAGCCCGACAUGGAAGCCCUGUACACUACGAGAGCCCAGCGGGUGCGGGCUGCAAUGUUCCCAGAGACUCUGGAGGCGGGCACCACCAUCUUGUCCACCCAGACAGACCCGUCCCAGAUGACCAACGUCCAGCGGCUGGCCGAGCCCUCCCAGAUGCUCAAGACGGCCAUCAUCCAUCUGAUCAACUACCAGGACGACGCAGAGCUCGCCACACGCGCCGUGCCGGAGCUCACCAAACUGCUCAACGAUGAAGACCAGGUGGUCGUCAGCAAGGCAGCACAGAUUGUCAACCAGCUCACGCGCAAGGAGGCGUCACGCCGCGCGCUGAUGCAGUCCCCUCAGAUGGUGGCAGCGGUGGUGCGGGCGAUGCAGAACACCAGCGACAUGGAGACGGCACGGGCCACAGCCAGCAUCCUCCACAACCUGUCCCACCAGAGAGAGGGCCUGCUCUCCAUCUUCAAGUCUGGAGGCAUCCCUGCUUUGGUCCGCAUGCUCAGCUCUCCUAUGGAGUCUGUGCUCUUCUACGCCAUCACCACGCUCCACAACCUGCUGCUGCACCAGGAAGGAGCAAAGAUGGCCGUGCGUCUGGCCGACGGCCUGCAGAGGAUGGUUCCCCUGCUGAAUAAGAGCAACCCCAAGUUCCUUGCCAUCACCACAGACUGUCUGCAGCUGCUGUCCUACGGCAACCAGGAGAGCAAGCUCAUCAUCCUCGCCAACAGAGGCCCUGAGGGUCUAGUUCACAUCAUGAGAAACUACAACUAUGAGAAGCUGCUUUGGACAACGAGCCGUGUGCUCAAAGUCCUCUCUGUGUGCCCCAGCAACAAACCCGCCAUUGUAGAGGCUGGUGGGAUGCAGGCUCUGGGUAAGCACCUCACAGGCUCCAGCCAGCGUCUGAUGCAGAACUGCUUGUGGACGCUCAGGAACCUCUCCGAUGCUGCCACCAAGGAGGAGGGUAUGGACAGCCUGCUGCAGGUGCUGGUGGGCCUGCUCAGUUCAGACGACCUUAACAUGCUCACUUGCGCCACGGGCAUCCUGUCAAACCUGACAUGCAACAAUGCCCACAAUAAAACUCUGGUCACCCAGAGCAACGGCGUGGAGUCUCUGAUCCACGCCAUAUUGCGCGCCGGCGAGAAGGAGGAUGUGACCGAGCCCGCUGUUUGCGCUCUGCGCCACCUGACUUCGCGCCACCAACAGGCCGAGCUGGCUCAGAACGCUGUGAGGAAACACUACGGCAUCCCCGCCAUCGUCAAGCUGCUCAACCAACCCUACUACUGGCCCGUCAUCAAGGCCGUGGUUGGCCUGAUCCGCAACCUGGCCCUGUGCCCAGAGAACCAGGCCCCUCUGAGGGACGCUGGAGUGAUCCCCCGUCUGGUCAACCUGCUGCUCAAAGCCCAUCAGGACGCCCAGAAACACGGUUCAUCCGCCCAGCAGACAUACCAGGAUGGAGUGAGGAUGGAGGAGAUUGUGGAGGGCUGCACAGGAGCUCUGCACAUCCUGGCAAGAGAUCCCAUCAACAGAGCAGAGAUCGCCAACCUGCAGACCAUCCCUCUGUUUGUUCAGCUCCUCUACUCUCCAGUGGACAACGUGAAGCGCGUGGCGGCCGGCGUCCUGUGCGAGCUGGCCCUGGACAAACCGUCGGCUGAGCUCAUCGACAGCGAGGGAGCGUCGUCUCCGCUGAUGGAGCUGCUGCACUCCAACAACGAGGGCAUUGCCACCUACGCCGCCGCUGUGCUCUUCCGCAUCUCCGAGGAUAAGAACUCAGACUACAAGAAGCGAGUGUCUGUGGAGCUCACACACUCUCUGUUCAAGCACGACGCCGCUGCCUGGGAGAUGGCCCACAACAGCAUCCCCAUGGAUGGACCCUAUCCAGAUGAGCUGGAUGUAGGUUACCAAGGAUACGGAGGGUAUGCAGCUGACAUGCCCAUGGACGGCAUGGAAGGACCGAUGAUGCCAGACGAUUACCCAGGCAGCGUCUACGACAGACAAGUGUGCCCUGAGUACUGACCUACAGAGCCAGAGGAGGAAGAAAGGGAGCGGAGGAGCUGAUGUGGGACAUAAUGGGACAAAGAAGAGAAUAUAGUCGUCAGUAGAGAUCAUUCCCUCUGCUCUCAGCCUGGUGUAAUAUAUGCAAUUAUCACUGAGUACGGGACUCAUCAUCUUAACAGGGCUCAACUUUGUUUUAUAGCAUAAUUUUGCCGAUUAUAAUUGUGACAGCGACGAUGCUUGUAGGUUUCUGUUAGAGAACCUUUUAAAAGUGCGUGUGUGCACGUGAGGAUGUGUGUGUGUGUGUGUGUGUGUGUGUGUGUGUGUGUGUGUGAGUGCGCUUUUGGGUGGGUAUUCUAUGCCAAAGAGAUUUUAUUUUGUGAUGAUAAUCAUGUAGCUUCCUUUUUUUUGAGAGAGAAAACAAAAAAAAAAGGAGGAUGAUAG
Messenger RNA from Chelmon rostratus (copperband butterflyfish), 2777 nucleotides. It is a transcript of the gene jupa, whose product is annotated as junction plakoglobin a. The coding region runs from base 177 to 2354 and encodes 725 amino acids. Gene Ontology annotation, cellular component: adherens junction; catenin complex. Gene Ontology annotation, molecular function: protein phosphatase binding; alpha-catenin binding; transcription coactivator activity. The transcript has 16 exons. Gene Ontology annotation, biological process: cell adhesion; positive regulation of transcription by RNA polymerase II. NCBI's taxonomy places the organism in Eukaryota, Metazoa, Chordata, Actinopteri, Chaetodontiformes, Chaetodontidae. The record is from RefSeq and is a predicted model, not a curated record.